Molecule: messenger RNA, 1341 nt
Organism: Botrytis byssoidea
Lineage: Eukaryota; Fungi; Ascomycota; Leotiomycetes; Helotiales; Sclerotiniaceae
Exons: 4
Coding region: 1-1341 (446 amino acids)
Biological process (GO): methylation
Cellular component (GO): cytoplasm
Molecular function (GO): nucleic acid binding
Source: RefSeq, a predicted model, not a curated record
AUGAAGUGUUUAAUAAGAUUCACACAAACGCACGAGACGUUUCGUCUUGCCGAGAUCCAGGCUUUAGCAGAGCUCGAGAAUAUUCCUUUACAGGUUGAAUACUAUGUUUCGAAUUCACCUUUUUGUUUCGCAGACGUCCCGUCUGCAGAGGCCGCUGCUCGAUUGGUUAAGAGAAGCAUUCUUUCGAAAGCCAUCUACGAAGUUUGGGGCACGGGUUCUACGUAUGAAAUUCUUCAUGAUGAUGUAAAGACUUCUACCAAAGAUCUAUGGUCGCUUUACAAAACCUGCUCUUUCAAAUUCACCGUGGAUUGUUUUCAGAAUACAAGACCUACCACCGAACAGCGAGCACUCAUUAAUGAAUUCCGAUAUUUGGAAUUCGAGGGUCCCAUCAAAAUGAAAGGAGCAGAUGAAGAAUUUUGUAUCUUGGAAGAAUGGCAACUUGACGCUGCUGCCAAUGGUAUCACGACACCUUCGCAAGUAACCUUUGGUCGAUUUCUCGGCGCUAGCGAAAGAGAUAUCGUAGGAAAAUACGAUCUCAAAAAGAGGAAGUAUAUCAGUACCACUUCUAUGGAUUCCGAGCUCGCGUUGGUCACCGCCAACAUCACACUAGCAGCCCCGGCAAAAUUAUUCUACGAUCCAUUUGUUGGAACAGGUAGUUUCCCGGUUGCAUGUGCACAUUUCGGUGCUCUUGCUUUUGGAAGCGAUAUCGAUGGGCGAAGUAUCCGAGGCAAGGAAACGCGAAACUUACAUUCGAAUUUUGUACAAUACGGUCUCACGAAUCAGUUUGGAGACACGUUCGUGGCCGAUCUCACAAAUACUCCAUUAAGAUGCGCGAGACUGUUCGAUGGGAUAUUAUGUGAUCCUCCCUAUGGUGUAAGAGAAGGUUUAAAAGUACUCGGAAAUAGGGACCCGACUAAACCUAAAGUCCCUAUUAUGUUAGAAGGCGAAACACAACCUCAUCACCUACAAGAUGCCUACAUCCCACCCAAAAAGCCAUACUCCUUCCUAGCCAUGCUAGACGAUAUUCUUGAUUUCGCAGCCAUCUCUCUCGUAGAUAACGGUCGUCUAUCCUUCUGGAUGCCAACUGCAAAUGAUGAAGAUCAAGAAAUCAAAAUCCCAACACACCCUUGUUUACAGAUUACAAGUGUUUGCACACAAGCUUUUAACAAAUGGUCAAGAAGACUUAUUACAUAUAAGAGAAUACCGGAUUCCAUGGUAGAUCCCGAACAAAUCCGUGAGAGGACAGCUAAUGGGACGGGUGUUACUGCUGAUGAACUGAAUCCGUUUAGAAAGGGAUAUUUCCAGGGAUUCAAAUCAGCGUUCAGAGAUACGCCGAAAUAA